AUUAUCGCAGCAACGCCACUAGGCGAAGUAAGCCAUAAACAAUACACACUCAUUCGCACCUGAAAUGAAAUAUACCAAUAAGUCUUCCGAAAUCAACCAAUCAAUUUUAGCUUCAGCCAUAGCAGAGCUCUGAUUGGCUGCUUGUGGAAUUAUGUUCCAAACAGUAUUUACAGUUCAAACAGCACAAUUCCCUUACCGUGCCGUUAGAAGCCAAUUGUUUUUGCAUUUGUUUAAGAGUGUUUGAACACGAAGGUCGAAAAAUAAGCGCAAAGAUGGACUUCUAAAACAAAUAAAAAUAUAGUGAAAAUUGAUUUAGCAAAAUUUUACUAAAAAUAUAAACAAACCUUGCGUUAAGUGAAAAUAAAUCAUGGCGCGUUACGAUCCACAAAUAUGUCGGGAUUCACCAAAUUGUUACAAUAACGAGAAUAUAUAUUUUAACGAUCUGCGGCUUAACGAUGUUUCAAUUAUUGAACAACAAUGGAGUGCUUCAUAUUGUUCUGAUUCGAGUAACAAUCCAGGCUGCUAUAUAACAAACGCUUGUUCGGGAGCAAAUUUAACUUCCAACUCAUUUUAUCGGUCGCCACAAUGUUGUUCUGAAUCAUCACCCAAAUUUGAUGAAACGGGAAAAGACUUUCAUGAGAUUUUACUCACACCCACUUCAACGAAAGAAGUAGCUGCUGUGCCUGCAGUGCGUAUAAUUAAGAAAAGAAAUACGGCCAACAAGAAAGAACGAAGAAGAACACAAAGUAUCAAUAAUGCUUUUACAUGUUUACGAGAAAAAAUUCCCAAUGUACCAUCAGAUACGAAAUUAUCCAAGAUUAAAACGCUAAAAUUAGCUAUACUUUACAUUAAGUACCUGGUUGAAGUGUUGGAUGGAGAUCAGGAUCCGAAAACAGGAUUUAGCGCUGAUUUGAGGCCACUACACAGAAAAAGUUCCAGUGACAAGAGAUCUUACUUAAAACAUGAUUUAAAGAAUAUGCAACGCUCAAAUAAAGGACGCACUGGUUGGCCUCAAGAUGUAUGGGCUUCCGAAUUAAUUCCUGAUCAAGAGUGAAUAAACGUUUUGUGAUUUCAACCGAACAAUUUUAUUGCUUGAAAUGCUGUUUGGUGUAUUUUGUUUAAUUAGAAUAAGUGUGACUUAAGUCAUAAUGUAUUUAUUUUAUAUAAAUUCGGUUAUUUUAUUAUGAAUCGUAACCCAAAAACCAGUUAAAAAUAAAAAAUAUGCAUAAAUUAAAA
Bactrocera tryoni is the source of this 1236-nucleotide messenger RNA. It is a transcript of the gene Hand, whose product is annotated as heart- and neural crest derivatives-expressed protein 2. The transcript has 5 exons. Lineage: Eukaryota; Metazoa; Arthropoda; Insecta; Diptera; Tephritidae. Gene Ontology annotation, molecular function: RNA polymerase II transcription regulatory region sequence-specific DNA binding; protein dimerization activity; DNA-binding transcription factor activity, RNA polymerase II-specific. The record is from RefSeq and is a predicted model, not a curated record. Bases 368 to 1054 code for a protein of 228 amino acids. Gene Ontology annotation, biological process: developmental process; regulation of transcription by RNA polymerase II.